CCCACUUCACACGGAGGGAGGCGACAAAACUCGCCUGUUGAUGUGUGAAGAUGACAAGAUGAGGAUUGUGAUGAUAGCAUCUCUGUGCUGUUUUGGAGAACGAAUGAAGAGAGGAACAUCAAAUGAGCAUUUCUGAAAGUUUUGACGUCAACAAUCAAAGUGGUUUCUGAGGUGUCUGCUGAUGUCAUCGUGACACAGGACAAGAGGGCAUGGAGAGAGGGAGGGAUGGAAAACGGGAGAGAUAUGGAGAUGGAUACGGGAGGGGUAGGAACGAUAGUGCGCUCCUCUGACAUCAUAGAGGCUCUUAUAUACCGGUCGGAAUGGAGCCUGCCAUUCCUCACUUCACUUCUGAGAAAGCCAAGAGAAGACACAGUAAACAGCUUGAAUGUGCAGAAACUGUGGGACUACUAAGAAAAUGCAGAUGCAGCUGAUUUCCGUUAUGCUCCUUUUUUUAUUGGGUAAUGUACUUUGUUCAGAUACAGACCAGGGGAAAAGGGCAACAGAGGAAGAGGUACUGAGAAGUCUCCUCACUUCAAAGGUAAAGCAGAUUAAGCACAUCGCCCCCCUGUGGCAGCUGCCACUCCAGGAUGUGUGCAGGAUGUUGAACAGUCUCGGGGAGUCAUGGCAGGAGGCCUGGGGCAGUGAGGAGGAGCAGGAGGACACGGAGGUUCAGGCCGAGUAUGAGCAGAGGGUCUCGGGUACCCUCACCCAAAUGCAUGACCUCCGGAACCUCUGCAGGGUCCUGCAGCCUAGAGAGCUACAAGACGACCAAGAAUAUCUGGAGCUGGACCAAAACAGUGACAGUCCACUGAAGAGGAAAUCUCCGUAUAUACUUAAAAGGCAACUGCGCACCAAUAAAUCAAGACGGCCGUACAUUCUGAAGAGAAGUGUGUAUUACUGAUGCUCAAGAUCCACCGAUGGAAAGACAUUUUACUUUUUUUUAAUAGGUGUAUGUUUUAUCUGUCUUAGUAUUACAGUAUCAAUGUAAUAAUUGUAUGUUCUGUUUUAGCUAAAGUUUUGUUUAUUUAUGUGUUCCAGAAGUCAAUGCCUUAUUCAUC
This is a messenger RNA of Carassius auratus (goldfish), 1058 nucleotides long. RefSeq names its product neurotensin/neuromedin N-like. The transcript is spliced from 6 exons. The coding region runs from base 386 to 901 and encodes 171 amino acids. NCBI's taxonomy places the organism in Eukaryota, Metazoa, Chordata, Actinopteri, Cypriniformes, Cyprinidae. The record is from RefSeq and is a predicted model, not a curated record. Gene Ontology annotation, molecular function: neuropeptide hormone activity. Gene Ontology annotation, cellular component: extracellular region.